Messenger RNA from Astrephomene gubernaculifera, 2626 nucleotides. NCBI's taxonomy places the organism in Eukaryota, Viridiplantae, Chlorophyta, Chlorophyceae, Chlamydomonadales, Astrephomenaceae. The record is from the annotation of a GenBank genome assembly.
CAACGGCGGAUUCCGUGGCGCAUCCCACCGACGUCUUAGUGCGCAUUCCUGGAGCUCUACGCUGCGCUACCCGCGCGACAAAAAGCUCGGCUGCUGGCGUUGGGACGAGGGAGGCCGGACAUGCUCCGACGCCCUUCCGAGCACAGCGGCUCACUGCCCAUGCCAAUCCGCCAUCAUGGGUCGGCGCCAAACCAGCGGAUAGCGUCGGCUCUCCCUUCCAUGAACUCGAGCUUAUGGAGCUCUGGGACGGGACCGGCAAGACCCGUGUACGACAGCACGUGAACCCCCUGCGUCGGGAAUUCCAGGCCCCCACCGCUCCACCCGACUGGUCUGCUGUGUUUGCUGACCCCAGCCUGCCGUUAGCGCUGGACAUCGGCAGUGGAUACGGUCGCUUCCUGCUGCUGCUGCAACGCAGCAGACCUGACAAAAAGAUAAACUACUUGGGGGUGGAAAUCCGAAAACCGCUCGUGGACCGGUCCAACGCCUGGUCGGAGCGGCUGGGUCUGGGCGGCCAGGUGCACUACGUGUUCGGAAACGCCACAGUGAGCGCCCCCCUGCUGCUGCGGGGCUACCCGGGGCCGCUGGAGGAGGUCUUCAUUCAGUUCCCCGACCCUCACUUCAAGCGGCGGCACCACAAGCGGCGAGUGGUGCAGCGCGAGCUCGUGGAGGCGCUGGGUGAUGCCAUGGCGCCUGGGGGCCUGCUGCUGCUGCAGUCCGACAUUGAGCCGGUAGCAGCUGCCAUGCGCGACAGCUUUGAGGCGUACGGCGCAGCAGCGUUUGAGCUGGCACCCCAGCACUCCGAACCACAAGCCGUGUUCUUCAGCGGCCCUGUUAGCACCGUUAAAAGUAGUACCGGUAACACCUGUAGUAGUAGCAUUCGUGUUGCCGAUAACAAGGAGGACGGCGGUGGCAGCAGCCGCAGCGGCAUUAGGGAGGCUGAUGACAGCAGCAGCAGCAGCAGCGGCAGCGGGGAUAGUACCGGUAUCAACGCCAUCUCUCUCAGUAGCAAUGGUGGUGGUGGGGUCAGUGAAGAGCGACCCAUGGGUCAUGAACCGGACGCACUGGCAGCAGCAGCAGCAGCGGCGGCAUUGGAUGGUACGGAAGUAGUAGCGGCGGUUGGUGUACGACAAACGGCGGAAAUGGCGGGAACGACAGGAGGUACGGCAGCGGCUAGCUGCGGCAGCUGCUUACCUGACCACCCGAACACCUCCUCCCAAGCUUCAUCCCGCAUACACCAUAACAAAACCCUCCGUCAGCAGAGCCGAGGGGACGUCACUCACGAUGUUGACAGUGUCACCAGCAGCAGCACCGCCACCAGCAGCGACGGCGGACAUACCAAUGACCCCUCCCAUGCAGCACCAAUAGAACACAGACCAGUAGCAGCAGCAGUGAGCUCCCCGCUAUGCAGUUCUACCGUUCGAGGCGAGGCGACAGCCGACAGCGACGGCGACAGCGACAGUGACAGCAGCAGUGACGGAGAACGUGGAGACGAGGGCAGCGGCAGUCUUAGCACCCACAGCGCCGGCAACAGUACCAGCAGCAGCAGCAGCACUAGCAGCGGCAACAGCAGUAGCAGUGAUGGUGAUUUGCUUCUGUUGAACCCGCAGUGGGCUGCCGGGGGGUGGCUGGCGGUCAACCCGGUGGGGGUGCCCACGGAGCGGGAGUUCGCCGUAACACAGAAGGGGCAGCCGGUGUACCGGGUGCUGCUGAGGAGGAGGGAUAAGUAAAUGAAAAGUGAAGCAACGGAGGUGAGGCUACAGCGAGUGGCGCAGAGGGCGAGGUAGACACACCGGUAGGAACGGCGAACACGUGAAGUGGGAUGGGACUGUUUGUUCGCACCGGGCUUGCAUGCGUGUUGACAAAGCUGGCCGCGAGCAGUAAACCGCACUGGAUUGUCGGAAGAUGAUGUUGUCCCCACCCAAGCGCAUGCGUGUAUGGUACUCGGUCGUGACGUGCUGUCGGACGGGUGAGGUAGUGAGUGCCAGUAUGAGGUGAGAAAAGGUGAGGCGGGAGAAGGGAAAGGAGGGAGAGGAGGGAGAGGUGAGCCGCUUGGAUGGGGAGUAACCGAUGAAUGGGGGUAUGCAGUCAUGAGGAGCUUGGUGUACGGUAUAUAUGCAAAGGUUGUGUGCUCUGCUAAGUUGCGUACUGUUAAUCGACAAGGCUAGUUGUGUACUGUCCUGGCCGUAGCUAUCGAUCGACCGAGGAGAGGUGCACUUGUGCGGCUGUUGUCCGGGCGUCUGGUGCAGUGGUGCUUGAUGGUGGAUGCGUGCUCGCCUGGCUCGGCGGUGUCCCGUGGGUCGUUCCUAAGCACCUGCUUCCGUGUGUCGUUUAUCGUGCGGCUAGCGAGUUAAGAAUUAGUAAAAUAGGGCUUUUAAGGGGUAAAAGCAGUCCAUUUUGUCAUUUGGGGAUGCAAGUAGAGGAAGCGUGGUUGGCUGGCUGUAAUGCCACUCGAUGCCAUCAGUCAUGGAUGCCUGUUGUUUGGGCACAGCAGUAGCCCCAUCGGUUGCAGAAAAUGUAAGCGAGAUAGUUGUUCGGGAAGAGAUGAUUUACAAUGGGCUUUGGUCGGUGACGUUGGUGACGUCUAGCGGGGGCGCUUUAUCGUAAUCUUACCUACGACCCCUUGACG